This is a messenger RNA of Gekko japonicus, 1180 nucleotides long. It is a transcript of the gene FAM3B, whose product is annotated as family with sequence similarity 3 member B. The record is from RefSeq and is a predicted model, not a curated record. NCBI's taxonomy places the organism in Eukaryota, Metazoa, Chordata, Lepidosauria, Squamata, Gekkonidae. The transcript has 8 exons. The coding region runs from base 47 to 754 and encodes 235 amino acids.
GAAAGCGCGGGGGGGGGGGGGGCUCCCCUGAGAGGGCUGAGCGAAGAUGCGGCUCGGCAACAACAAAUUUAUGAAGUUAGCAGGAUUUGUCUUUGCAUCGAUCUGUGCUUGGUACUUAGGAUCCUUAUUUGCAUAUAUAAUACCAGAAGACUCACUGGCAGCAACUUUUGACAACAUUCAGAAAGUAGGAGAAAAACCAAUACUCAGGGCUCCACUACCAAAAAGACAGAAAUGUGAUCAUUGGUCUCCUUGUCCACCUGGGAGUUACGCUUAUCGUUUACUCAGUGGUGGGGGCAAAGAGAAGAUGGCAAAGAUCUGCUUUGAAGAUGAACAGCUCAUAAGUGAAGAAAAGAAAAAUGCAGGGAGAGGCAUCAAUAUUGCCAUUGUAGAUUAUGACACAGGAAAGUGUACGGAUGCAAAAUAUUUUGACAUGUGGGAAGGAGAAUUUUCUGGAGAUAUGACAGAUUUCAUUAAAAAAGCUCCUCAAGGAUCGCUGCUCCUGAUGGUGACUCAUGAUGAUGGAAGCACCAAAUUAAAGGAGAACGCAAAAAAGGCAAUAGCAGACCUCGGCAGUAAAGACAUCCAAAACAUACGAUUCCGGUCAAGCUGGGUCUUCAUGGCUGCAAAAGGUUUCAAGCUGCCAGAUAACCUAGAAAAAGAAAAGAUCAACCAUUCUGACAAUAAGAUGAACCGAUAUGGUGGCUGGCCAGCUGAAAUCCAGAUAGAAGGCUGCCUUCCCCGAAACCUACGCUGAAUUUUUAAAUUAAGCUAUGCUGACAGAGUGGCUCAAAUAUUUCUACCAUGCGUUUCUAUAAGGAUGCAUUUGUCAGAGGCUGCAGUGUCAGUCUUUGGGUGGAAAUCCCAAUAUUUAUAAUUUUUAAAAAGUCAUGUACUGCUGUCAGUUGUUUUCCCAUUUAUGGGAUAUGCACCAUCAGUGAUCUUUUUACAAGUGUUUUAUGCUGUGUUUUAAGAAAAACAGCUUAGAACUUGAUUCACUAAGUUCACAGAGUUAUUGCAAGAAAUAAAAUACACUAUAUGUGCAUUUGGUUUUAAGUUUUCAUUAUUCAGCAAUACAUUUUCAAAGUUAAUGUUGCCAGUAAAGAAUCCCAGUUGGGUGCUGCCCUCUCCCCUUCACGUAAGCAUACUUCAGCCAAAGGUAAGCAUCAAAAUAGUGGUUAUA